Asparagus officinalis (garden asparagus) is the source of this 1569-nucleotide messenger RNA. RefSeq names its product beta-fructofuranosidase, insoluble isoenzyme 4-like. NCBI's taxonomy places the organism in Eukaryota, Viridiplantae, Streptophyta, Magnoliopsida, Asparagales, Asparagaceae. The transcript has 6 exons. The record is from RefSeq and is a predicted model, not a curated record. Bases 1 to 1569 code for a protein of 522 amino acids. Gene Ontology annotation, biological process: carbohydrate metabolic process. Gene Ontology annotation, molecular function: hydrolase activity, hydrolyzing O-glycosyl compounds.
AUGGAGGGUGCAGAAUAUGUAUGUGCGCAUAUGAAGCUUGGAAAAUUACUUCUCCUCCACAAGUUAAUGGCAAACCUUUUGAUGUACAGACUGAUGGCUAGUUCACUGGUACCUGGUUUGGUUUGGAUACUUGUAUCCUUCUUCUUUCUGCCUUCUGCGGUUGAUAGGAGGAGUUGCGUUGAAGCUGCACGUCGGAGUUUGCUAAAUUCAGAACGUGCAGAUACGAAUUCUAUCGUUAGCGCCCAGUACAGGACUGCGUACCAUUUCCAACCUCUUCGCAAUUGGAUAAAUGAUCCAAACGGGCCAGUGUACUACAACGGCAUCUACCACUUAUUCUACCAAUACAACCCGUAUGCUGCAAUAUGGGGAAACAUAACAUGGGGUCACUCGGUCUCUACUGACCUCGUCCAUUGGACGGGACUCGAACCAGCGCUCUCCCCUACCGACCCGUUCGAUGUUAACGGGUGCUGGAGCGGGUCCGCCACGAUCCCCGGCGGUGACGCGGAGAAGAGGCAGGUCCAAAACUUUGCGUACCCGAAAAACUUAUCCGACCCGCUCCUUCGUGAGUGGAUCAAACCUGGUUAUAACCCGGUUAUGGAACCGGUCGACGGGCUCGAUCCAAACCAGUUUCGCGACCCGACCACUGGCUGGCUCGGACACGAUGGGCUCUGGAGAGUAGCAGUCGGGGCUGAGGUUGGGCUAAAGGGGCAGGCAUUGCUAUAUAGGAGCAAAGAUUUUGUACGCUGGGCUCGGACUGACAACCCGUUGUUCGCCGCGAACGGGUCGGGUACGUGGGAAUGUCCCGACUUUUAUUACUUGAAGGGAGAGGGCGAGAAAUACGUGCUGAAGAUGAGUUUGGGAGAGGCUGAUCAGUCUGAUCACUACAUGCUGGGAGCAUAUGACGAGGAGAGAGAUACGUUCGUGCCCGAUGACACGGAGGACGACGACUACAGAAUGUGGCGGAGGUACGACUACGGGAAGUUUUACGCGUCGAAGACGUUCUUCGACGACAAGAAGCAGCGAAGGAUCUUGUGGGGGUGGCUGAAUGAAUCCGAUAGCGCAGCUGACGAUGUAGCAAAAGGGUGGUCCGGUAUCCAGACUGUCCCGAGGGUUGUUACUUUAGAUACCAACAUGAAACAGCUUGUGCAGUGGCCUGUUCAAGAGCUUGAAUCACUCAGAGGAAAACAAACAGAUUUGCGUGGAGUUGAGCUCAAGACGGGGGAUCUAGUUGAGGUCAAAGGACUAAAAGCCUCCGAGGUAGACGUUGAAGCAGAAUUUGAGUUGCCAAACCUGAAGACGGCGGAGCCUUUCGAUGCCAAUUGGAUUUUAGACCCGGCAAUGCUUUGUCGUGACAAAGGCUCUUCGGUUCAGGGAAAGAUUGGCCCUUUCGGGCUAUUCGUGUUGGCUUCGAGCGAUUUAAAGGAAUAUACAGCUAUUUCUUUCAGAAUUUUCGACUCUGGCGAAGGUUACAAGGUCCUUAUGUGCUCAGAUCAGAGAAGAUCAGAGGCUAUUGGCUGGCUCGUUGAAAACCACUCUGGCUUGGAGAUUCAGCAGCAACGAAAUCCUUAG